Messenger RNA from Electrophorus electricus (electric eel), 3027 nucleotides. RefSeq names its product HHIP-like 1 (gene hhipl1). The record is from RefSeq and is a predicted model, not a curated record. Gene Ontology annotation, cellular component: membrane. Lineage: Eukaryota; Metazoa; Chordata; Actinopteri; Gymnotiformes; Gymnotidae.
CUUAGCGGUCGUUGACCUAACGUCUGACAGAAGACCUGCAUAAAUCUGUGGUAGUUCUGCUGACUUUACGCUCAGCGAGAUGCAAGAAAUGUGUUUAGGCUGCAGGGCAUGGAAGGAAAAGGUAGUUUGAGGGUAACGAACAGAUGACACACUAGAUAUGCUAAGUUACAGACAUGCGUUUUGGUGAUUGUGUGGAAAGCAAAACAUAAGAUAUUCUUGGGGUCAGUUCAUGAUUACACGCCGGGCAAAGUGCACUGCGGCGAAAGCUAGUCGGGACGGACGCAGUAUUUCCCUCUGUAACCAUUUACACAACUUGGUCCAUAUACCCGAAGCUGGGGUCUGAAGCAGCAUGGGGUUAUUUCGCUCUAUACUCGGCGAUCUCAUGCAAUCGCCUUUUAUUUUGCUAUAUUUAUUAGGACUUUGGACAGCACCUGUAAUAUCGCAUCCUCAGUGCCUGGAUUUUAAACCCCCUUUUCAGCCACAACAGGAACUCCAGUUCUGCGUAAUGUACAAGUACUUUGGCUGCUGCGACUUUGCUAGGGACCAAGAACUGAUGACCAAAUUUUACCAGAUUGUGGAUAACUUUGACUACUACGGCUAUGCAAAUUGUGCAGGGUACAUUCAAGACCUUAUCUGUCAGGAAUGCUCUCCCUAUGCAGCUCACCUUUUUGAUGCUGAGGACCCCAGCACGCCCUUGAGAUCCAUUCCUGGUCUCUGCCCUGACUACUGUUCCCAGUUCUACUCUAAGUGUAGGUCCACAAUCUCCCUGCUGUCUGAGGACCCACGCCUGUCCGAGCUGGAACACGACCAGCACGGGUUUUGCCGGUACCUGGAGCUGGAUGACCCAGACUACUGCUACCCUCAUAUCUUGACCAAUGAGCAGCUCGGCAAAAACCUGGGCCGUAUGACCUCCGACCUUGACGGCUGCCUCCAGCUCUGCUUAGAGGAAGUCGCCAAUGGGCUCCGAAACCCUCUGGCUAUGAUACAUGCCAACGACGGCACGCACAGGUUUUUCGUUGCAGAGCAAAUCGGCUUGGUUUGGGUGUACCUUCCGAACAAGUCGAAGCUGGAGAGACCAUUUCUCAACAUCACAAAGGCUGUGCUGACAUCCCCGUGGGAGGGAGAUGAGCGAGGAUUCUUGGGCCUGACGUUCCACCCCAGAUUCAAGUACAACGGCAAGCUGUACGUGUACUACUCCAUUGAGGUGGGCUUCGACGAGCGAAUCCGUAUCAGCGAGUUCCGGAUCUCUGCCGCAGAUAAGAACGUGGUUGAUCAUGGUUCAGAAAGAAUUAUAUUAGAGAUUGAUGAGCCUGCCUCUAAUCACAACGGAGGCCAGAUUCUCUUUGCUGAUGAUGGAUACUUGUACAUCUUCACUGGCGAUGGUGGCAUGGCAGGAGACCCUUUUGGAAAGUAUGGAAAUGCACAGAACAAGUCUGCUCUUCUGGGCAAGGUCCUUCGUAUCGACGUGAACGACAACGAAAGGGGCCCCCUGUAUCGAAUCCCCCCCGACAACCCGUUUGUCCACAAUCACGAUGCCCGUCCCGAGGUGUACGCCUAUGGCGUACGGAACAUGUGGCGGUGCUCCGUGGACAGAGGGGACCCGUAUACCAAGCAGGGCAAAGGGCGCCUGUUCUGUGGGGAUGUGGGCCAGAAUAAGUAUGAAGAGAUCGACAUCGUUGAGAAAGGCAAGAACUACGGAUGGAGAGCAAAAGAAGGUUUCUCUUGUUACGACAAGAAGCUGUGCAUCAACGGCUCUUUAGAUGAUGUUCUUCCAAUUUAUGCAUAUCCUCAUAAAAUGGGGAAGUCUGUAACAGGAGGUUAUGUAUACCGUGGCUGUGAAUACCCUAACCUAAACGGAAUGUACAUAUUCGGAGACUUUAUGAGUGGGCGCUUGAUGAGUCUGAAGGAGAACAGGAACACAGGGCAGUGGGACUACAAUGAGAUCUGCAUGGGCAUAGGCCAGACGUGUGCUUUUCCAAACCUCAUCAACAACUACUACCAAUACAUCAUUUCUUUUGCUGAGGACGAGGCAGGUGAACUGUAUUUCAUGUCCACUAAACUUGCAAGUGCGACAACACCCUCUGGAGUUGUGUAUAAAAUAGUCGAUCCCUCCCGACGAGCUCCACCUAGAAAAUGUCAUUACAACCCCAUUCCAGUUCAAGUCAAGAGCAGACUGAUAAAAUUCAAACCAAAGGAAACAUUAAUUGGAGUUGACAUGCCAAGAAAACGACCGAUGGCCUCAGGAGGUGAUGAGCCCACGGGCUCUCCCCACACCACUACGAAAGACUGGUUUCAGGAACUGUUGGACAUUCUAAGAGAGCGGGAUACGGCAAGGGGCAGGACCACCCCGUCUCCAGCCACCACUACCCGGGUUCCUAGGCAGUCCCGUCAGCGUAAAGGCAGGCGUAGAAAAGGGAACGGUAAGUCGGAGAGGGUCAUCUAUCGGGGGGCAGUGAGACUGGUAGGUGACGAAGCAGGCCGGAAGGACCGCGGAAGAGUGGAAAUAUACGUCAACGGUCAAUGGGGAACCGUUUGCGAUGAUCUCUGGAACACCAGGAGCGUUGCUGUGGUGUGCCGACAGCUGGGGUUCAGCCAUGCGCUGAAAGCCUCGAAAAAUGCCGAGUUUGGGGAAGGGAGGCACCUGAAGAUGCUUCUUGAUGAUGUGCAGUGUGAGGGCACAGAAGAAACCCUCCUGGACUGCCAGCAUGCAGGUGUAGGGACACACAAUUGUGCUCACUUCGAAGCUGCAGGUGCGAUAUGUGGUAAUUAGUUUUACACUGAGCGUUGGCACGGGAAUGCAAUCAGAAUGGCCUUUGUGCGUGAUCGGAGGAAGAGACAUGAGUCAUGAAAAGCAGCACAUAGGUCUACCUCAUUUAUUAGCGGUUAAAACUACAUUUUAGGAACAUUUAAUGGAGGUUGAUUGCGGCGGAUCAUGGGGUACUUCGCGGUUCUUUGGGUAGCCCUAUCAAAGUCCAUCAAAUAAAUAAUUCUGUGAAUUACCACCAAAUAUAAUCAUCCAUUAUUUGA